GCUUGACUUCUAGAUUAGGAAAAUGCCGCGGCUGCGGCCCCACCGAUGUCAUCCUCGGACAGGAGCUCAAUGAAUACACACAUUCCCCUUUCAAACCGAGAAUGAAAAGAAAUAAUAAGCAUCACAGCAGCUUCACAAAAAGUAGAGAAACUUCAGUUACCCUCGAUAAAGUACAACAAGGUGCAUAGUAUCAAAUUAUAUCCAAACAUGGCAUCGAACGAACUAUUCAAAAUUCCCAUUCCGGCAAUCAAGUCGCAUCCGGGAGGCAACAUCGUCUGUACAUCUCCAAAGCCUCAAGUCUAUGUUCUCACAUGGACCUCCCCGCCAGACAACAGGUUUACACCCGCCUUUAAUACGGCGCUGAUGACGGCGCUCGAUACCAUUGAAUUCGGCCAUCCACCAGGUGUUGUUAUAACGACUUCAUCCAUUUCUAAGUUCUACUCCAAUGGCCUCGAUUUCAAGCUUGCCGUAUCGUUACCCGGAUUCUGGGAGAACAGCCUGUACCCAUUGUUUCGACGGUUCUUAACUUAUCCCAUGCCAACAAUCGCUUUGAUCAACGGCCACGCCUUCGCCGGCGGGUUCAUGUUAGCUAUGCAUCACGACUAUCGAAUCUUCACAGGCUCAAAGGGCUACUUGUGCAUCAACGAGCUCGAAUUCGGCGCGCCACUACUACCACCCAUGAGUUCCAUUUUCAGGAUGAAAACUACUCCUAACGUAUAUCGCAACAUGGUUCUCGAGGCGCGACGCUUUGAUGCCAAGGCUGCGCUAGAAGCCGGCUUGGUGGAUGGCAUUGGCGAGAUGGAUACAGCUCUGAGCUUAAUUGAGGAACGGUCGCUAAUCAAGAAAGGAUCCACCGGCGUCUACGGGCUGUUGAAGGCUGAGAUGUAUCGCGAGAGUGUAGCACUGUUAACCGCCGCGGGCAAAGAGGCGGCCAAAACUAUGGACAUACAAGAAGCUGAGAAGAAACGGAAAGAAGAAGGCGCAAAACGAUUCAAGGAAGCACAGAGUAAUAAGGCAAAAUUAUAAAGUCUUAAUAACUUUACUUAUGUUUUUCCAAUUGCUAGUUUGACGCUUUUGAAUAUGUAUUUCAGCGCAGGUGUGGUGUCGCAUUUGAGGUUGUCGUUCACAUGUUAAGGAGAUUUCUGGACAUAUGCAUACUAUGUAUAUUAGGUAUUUAUGUAUUUAGGCGAUAGGCGACUGACGUCAUCGGUACGUAAGGAACUCAAAGUCCUUCAACCCAUACGCGAAUCUUUAA
This is a messenger RNA of Daldinia vernicosa, 1255 nucleotides long. Its product is annotated as enoyl-CoA hydratase/isomerase family protein. The transcript has a single exon. Lineage: Eukaryota; Fungi; Ascomycota; Sordariomycetes; Xylariales; Hypoxylaceae. Bases 208 to 1026 code for a protein of 272 amino acids. The record is from RefSeq and is a predicted model, not a curated record. Gene Ontology annotation, molecular function: enoyl-CoA hydratase activity; delta(3)-delta(2)-enoyl-CoA isomerase activity. Gene Ontology annotation, biological process: fatty acid beta-oxidation. Gene Ontology annotation, cellular component: peroxisome.